This is a messenger RNA of Arabis nemorensis, 327 nucleotides long. Lineage: Eukaryota; Viridiplantae; Streptophyta; Magnoliopsida; Brassicales; Brassicaceae. The record is from the annotation of a GenBank genome assembly.
AUGUUGCAGAUUCUAGGCAAGAACCGGUGGAGACAAUCAUGUCGGUACAAGAAGCUAACUGAUCAACACGAGAAACUGACAACAACAACAACAAGGUCGACUAAAAGACAGAACUUGGGGAAGAAGAACGAGAUUCGAGCAAAAGGGUUUAGAAUAAACCGAUCAAGGAAGUUGGUUCUUAAGGCAUUAGCUUUACCAAGAAGGAUCUUUAACAUUUAUAUGCGCAUCACAAAUCAGAUGAACAAAGAAGGUUUAUAUCCCAAUCUUGUUUUCUCUUCUCAUUGGGGUUUUCCUGGUUUGCUAAAUUCAAGAGGUGGGUUCCGUUAG